Messenger RNA from Procambarus clarkii (red swamp crayfish), 797 nucleotides. Lineage: Eukaryota; Metazoa; Arthropoda; Malacostraca; Decapoda; Cambaridae. The record is from RefSeq and is a predicted model, not a curated record.
AAUGUUGGGACCAGCAGACCGAUAGCAUCCUCGCCGGGCAGUUCUGUGGUGGUUGCUAUGCUGGGUAGUCGCGCUGUUGUAAUUGCCUGCCAGGAACGGGGAGGUGCUGAGGUGCAAGUUUAGUGCUGUGGAGAGGGAAGAUACCAAGACGUGAGGCACCACAGUUAAGGAUGACCCAGCUAGCGAGUGGUCACACAGUGGAGGUGUUGGAGGGGGAGGAGCUGGAGCACCAGGAGCGUGACUUCCAAGGUUAUACCAAUGGCCUUAUCCGCCUCAACCCCGGCAGGUGGCUAUACCCGGCAGACUACACCAAAUUUGCCGACAGCCUCUUCAAGUUCAAGUUUCGUGAAAGUGAUGUGGUGGUGAUGACGUGGCCAAAGUGUGGAACAACAUGGAUGCAGGAGAUCGUCUGGACCAUGAGGAACAAUCCUAACUUGGAUCAUCCCUUAGCCAGCCUGUCGGUCAUGACUCGCUCUCCCUUCCUUGAUUACGAUAUGUUGGCGUUCUCAAAGAACGUUCCACCAAUAGAUGAUGGCCAUCCUGUAAUAGAAGCAUUUAAAGAGAAGUGUCCUGGCAAGGACCCCAAGGAUGGAAUAAUGUUGCAACUGUCGGAGGCGUUACCUGAUCCACGGACCAUCAAGACCCACCUGCCCUUCUCUCUCCUCACUCCGGAUCUUCUGGACACUGCUAAGGUCAGGCCGGGGACGCUGCACCAGGAUUCAGCAAACACUUUGUUUCCAUUAAAGAGACCUGUACAUUUUGCCUCUAUCCUGGUGGCUUAGUUUAUAUUUAUUAAA